Molecule: messenger RNA, 1158 nt
Organism: Lathyrus oleraceus (garden pea)
Lineage: Eukaryota; Viridiplantae; Streptophyta; Magnoliopsida; Fabales; Fabaceae
Exons: 2
Coding region: 82-960 (292 amino acids)
Source: RefSeq, a predicted model, not a curated record
ACAAGGCAAGGGGUUUGAGGAGGUUUUAAGCCCAUAGUGGAAAAAGAAUCUCAGAAACACAGCCACAGUACGCCGAACUCCAUGCCAAUGUCUCCGCCGCAGAAUCAACCCGAACACCACCAAUCCGAUGCCGAACCUUCAGAUCCUUCUCUCAAUCAACCAGCUUCAGACUCUUCCGAACCGGAACUCGCCGGAGGGGAACAAGAGGAGGAAGAAGGAGAGUGUGGAUUCUGCCUAUUCAUGAAAGGAGGUGGUUGCAAAGAUACCUUCGUCGAUUGGGAAAAUUGCGUGAAAGAAGCCGAAGAUAAAAACGAAGACCUUGUUGAAAAGUGCUCUCAGGUAACCGCAAAUUUGAAGCAGUGUAUGGAUUCUCAUUCCGAUUACUAUGAACCUAUUCUUAGGGCUGAGAAGCACGCGGAAGAGCAAGUUGCUAUUCAAUUGGAGAAAGAAAAGCAGGAUUCGGAAGCUAGUAACAAUCAACAGGAAGCCCCUUCUCAAUCAAAUCAAAACGACCAUGAGUUGGAGUUGAAGGCUACGCCGACGCCCCCAAAGCAAGAUGCAAAGGAGCAAUCAAAUUCAGAAGCAGAAAAGCGUUCUCCUGACCAACCAGCUUCGGAGGCUCCAAAAGCAGAAGACAAAGAGAAAGAGGAGGAGGAGGAGGAAGGUGAGUGCGGAUUCUGCGUGUUCAUGAAAGGAGGAGGUUGCAGAGACACCUUUGUUGAUUGGGAGAAUUGUGUGAUGGAGGCGGAGGAGAACAAAGAGGACAUCGUUGAAAAGUGCUCUCAGGUCACCUCCCUUUUGAAGCAGUGUAUGGAUUCCCAUUCCGAUUAUUACGCACCCAUCCUUGUGGCUGAGAAGCAAAUUGAAGAACAAGCUGUCAUCGAAUUGGAGAAAGAAAAACUAGAUUCGGCAACCAGUAACAAUGAACAGGAAGCCCCCUCUCAUUCUAACCAAAAGUGAUAAUUAAUUUCCAUGCUUAUUUUUUUUUUCUUCACCAUUGUUAUACUAGCAUUACCUUUCUACAGCAUCCCCAUAUUCCAAUAGAUAACAUAUCUAUUUAAAAUUUGUUACUGGCAAGACUUUUUCUAUGACAGAAAGAGGAUCUGGCUAGUCCCCAUUUUGUCACAAUAAGUGAAAUUUUGGAUAUUUUCUGACUUA